AUGGCGACUGCAAUUGCUCGUGCCCGGGUGGCAGUGAAGCUCCCCGGACAGCUUCGUGCCUUCAGCUCUACCCCCAAGGUGGCGUCUGCUACUGGGGGAGUAAAGAGACUGGGUGUCAUUGGUGCCGGACAGAUGGGACUCGGCAUCGCUCUCGUGGCGGCCCAGAGAGCGCAAAUCCCCGUAACGCUGGUCGACGCCAACAAGGCGGCCCUUGACAAGGGUUUGGCAUUCGCCGAGAAGCUCCUCGCAAAAGACGUGUCCAAGUCGAGGAUUUCUCAGGAACAGGCCGACCAAGCCCGUUCGCUCCUCUCGCCGGCCACGUCUAUCGAUCAGCUGUCGGACGUGGACUUUGUGAUUGAGGCCGUGCCCGAGAUUCCCAACCUCAAGUUCGAGAUUUUUGCCAGGCUCGCCGAGGUUUGCCCCAAGCAUGCCAUCCUGGCCACCAACACAUCAUCCAUCUCCAUCACACGGAUCGCGGCAUCGACGACCAAGGACCCAACAGACACCUCGGCCAGUUCCCGGGUCGUCUCAACGCACUUCAUGAACCCGGUCCCCAUCCAGAAGGGCGUGGAGAUCAUCAGCGGCCUGCAGACUAGCCAGGAGACGCUCGACAAGGCCGUUGCUUUCUGCAAGGCCAUGGGAAAGAUCACCUCCGUCUCGGCGGACUCUCCCGGGUUCCUCGCCAACCGCAUCCUCAUGCCAUACAUCAACGAGGCCAUCAUCUGCCUGGAGACCGGCGUCGGCGACAAGGAGUCUAUCGACUCCAUCAUGAAGAACGGCACCAACGUGCCGAUGGGCCCGCUGCAGCUUGCCGACUUUAUCGGCCUGGACACGUGUCUUGCCAUCAUGAAGGUUCUUUACGAAGAGACUGGCGACUCCAAGUACCGGCCCAGUGUGUUGCUGCGCAAAAUGGUCGAUGCCGGCUGGCUGGGGAAGAAGAGCGGAAAGGGUUUCUACGACUACUGA
Colletotrichum higginsianum IMI 349063 is the source of this 966-nucleotide messenger RNA. Its product is annotated as 3-hydroxyacyl-CoA dehydrogenase. The record is from RefSeq and is a predicted model, not a curated record. Bases 1 to 966 code for a protein of 321 amino acids. Gene Ontology annotation, biological process: fatty acid metabolic process. The transcript is spliced from 3 exons. NCBI's taxonomy places the organism in Eukaryota, Fungi, Ascomycota, Sordariomycetes, Glomerellales, Glomerellaceae. Gene Ontology annotation, molecular function: oxidoreductase activity, acting on the CH-OH group of donors, NAD or NADP as acceptor; NAD+ binding.